AUGUGGCUCAAAGGUUUACUUGUUGAAAUGUGCGUUAUAGGAGCAGAUGAACAAAUUGUUUUGUAUGAAGACAAUCAAUCCUGCAUCAAAAUUGCUGAAGAGCCAAGAAAACAUCAAAGACUUAAACAUCUAGAUACCAAGUACAAUUUCAUUAAUGAAUCAAUUGCCAACAAUGAAAUAAAAUUGGAGUAUGUUCCAUCAGAAAAUCAGCUAGCUGACAUUCUUACUAAACCACUGUCGGCUUCAACAUUUAUGAGACUGAAGAAACUUAUUGGUGUCAAUGAAUACUAA
Macrosiphum euphorbiae (potato aphid) is the source of this 291-nucleotide messenger RNA. NCBI's taxonomy places the organism in Eukaryota, Metazoa, Arthropoda, Insecta, Hemiptera, Aphididae. The record is from the annotation of a GenBank genome assembly.